Molecule: messenger RNA, 819 nt
Organism: Lodderomyces pseudojiufengensis
Lineage: Eukaryota; Fungi; Ascomycota; Pichiomycetes; Serinales; Debaryomycetaceae
Exons: 1
Coding region: 1-819 (272 amino acids)
Biological process (GO): iron-sulfur cluster assembly
Cellular component (GO): mitochondrion
Molecular function (GO): iron ion binding; iron-sulfur cluster binding
Source: RefSeq, a predicted model, not a curated record
AUGUUUAGAUCACUAAGUCGAACUGUACCCAAACUAAUCAAACAAAAUCAUAAUUACAACUUAACAAAAAAUGUGCUAUCACAUAAUCAAAUAAAAUCCAAUAUCUUAUCUUCAUCAUCUUCAUCCCUAUUCAUCACCAAAAGAUCAUUAUUCAUUCAAACAUCAGAAACUCCAAAUGAACAAGCUUUAAAAUUCUUACCAUCAAUGCCUAUAUUAGGAGAAAAUGAAACAAUUGAAUUUUUAAGUGGAAGAGAAGCUCAUUCAUCACCAUUAGCAAUUAAAUUAUUUAGUAUAGAUGGUAUAAAAACAAUAAUGUUUGGAUCAAAUUUUAUAACAAUUGAAAAAUCAUCAGAUUAUGAUUGGUCAAUAUUAAAACCUGAAAUUUUUUCUAUAUUAACUGAAUUUUUAAAUAAUGGUGAACCAAUAAUAAAUAAUGAAAAUAAUGAAAAUGAAUUAACUGAUGAUUUAAAAAUUGAUGAUGAUGAUGAUGAAGUUAUUUCAAUGAUUAAAGAAUUAAUUUUUACAAGAAUAAGACCUGCUAUUCAAGAUGAUGGUGGAGAUAUUGAAUUUAUUAAAUUUGAUGAAAAUACUGGAACUGUUUAUUUAAAAUUAAAAGGUGCUUGUAGAUCUUGUGAUUCAAGUUCGGUAACUUUAAAGAAUGGAAUUGAAAGUAUGCUUAAACAUUAUAUAGAGGAAGUUGAAGCAGUUGAACCAAUUGAUGAAAUGGAAGAAGAACAACCAGUUACUAAUUUUGAAUCAAAGGUGUUACCAAGAAAAAGAGUUGAUGAAACUAUACCGGAUGCUCCACCAACUUUAUAG